CUAUUAUACAACAUUCCACGUCGGCCACUCAUUCACUCCGGUCUCAAAACGGUAUUUUUGUCAAGCAAGUAUGCCAGUAUGAUGACAUAAUGACUUGUUUUCAGAGUUAAGGAAAGGAGAGGAAAAGUUCAAAGAAAAUUACAUGAGAUUUAAAAGAUUGCAGGAACAAGGGAAAUAAUUUUACAACGUAUUAGGGGAAUAUUUCACUGUGAAAUGUGGUAUUCAAGUUUGAGUAUUUGAUUAAACUGAGUGUUCUCAGUGAGUGAGUACAUGUCCAUUUCACGUCGAACGUAUGUAGCCUAUUGAAGGUUCUGUGUAAACUAAACCUUGUACCUUAUCAUGAACCUCAGGGGCCCAACUCACCCCCCUCCACACAGCUGUGAGCAAUAAGCUUCCCACCCCCAACUCCUUCAGCAUCAAGCCUCUGAAUGCGUGCGUAAAAGGCAAGUUUACCGAAACCGGUUGGCUGGGCUGUGCGCACACAAACGAACACACACCACUCGAACCGGUGGAUGAACUUCAAGCUGGAUAAUGGAUUAACGCAUCAAACAGAUAGCAAAAACGCAUAGCAUGCUAUGAACUCCAGAUGUCAAUGUAUUGGAAGAAAACACCCACCCACGAAGGAAUGACUCACAGUUUAAAGUAGUUGAAUAAGCGAGCGCCGGUGCGGACGGGAAGAUUCUGCGUGGGGUAUUUGACUUCUUUCUGGUACUUAAAGCUCUUCCAACUGUGGUUUUUAUGGGGAAGAGAGGCGUUGAGCUCGACCCGCCAUACGGACUGACAGUUGCUGCACGAGGCGCUGGUGCCAGAUAUGGAUAGCGCGCGGGAUACCUCGGGACGCUGGUGCGCAUCUUCAUAAAGUGCGACACUUCGAGACUGACGGGGCCUAAAACUUAAUCUGUUCUGAGUCAAAGUACCUGACAAAGAAACUUUGAAGCAGAGAAGAUGCGUCAAGGGGUCGCGUGGAGAUUUCAGAUGCUGCUCGUGAUUUGGUCAGUGUUUAGUUUGGGAACAGGGUUUCCUGCCAGACACAAGAAUGUUGGCCACAAGACUCAUACCCACCCGAAUCACAGUGGCGGGGUCCAGUAUGUCCCUGAGACUUUGGAGCAGCAGAACCAGGUCCAGAGUCUCCUGCCUGAGCCCCACAGCCACCAGAGGAGGUGGUCCCAUCCCCAGCACCGCUCGGUUGGUGUUCUUCCACAGCCGGAGCCUGAGGAGGAGACUAAGCCCUUCAUCCUGGAUCUCAAGAACUUUCCAGACCUGGCCAAUGCUGACAUUAACUCACAGAACCCCAACAUACAGGUAACCAUUGAGGUGGUCGAUGACCCCCAGAUGGAGGUGGAGAUGGACCUGGCCAGGGAAAAAGACUGGCUACCUUCAUCGUCCUCCUCCCCCUCUUCCACAGUAGAUUGGCUCGGAGGCAAGAAGCUUUUCUGGCCCCUUUUCUGGAGUUACACCGACGCAGAUUCCAGCGAGGACAGCAACAGUCGGUCAGGCGUGGAGGAAACUGGUGAGGAAGAGGAGGAGGAAGAUUACUCACUGGAUUAUGGCAGCGAAGAGCCUUUACCCAGCGGAGUGGGUGGAGACUGGGAUACGCAUCGGAACGAAGGCUGGGAUCCAAUGCAGAACUAUUAUGAGAAGGAGACAGAUGAGUGGACCCCCUGGUCUCCCUGCUCAGUGACAUGUGGACACGGUGAGAGGAAGAGGACCAAGUCCUGUGGCUACUCCUGCACUCUGACCGAAGCCUCUAAGUGCGACCUUGAGCCUUGUCCUGGCGAUGUCAACACUGUGGUCGAGCCUUUCCCUUUUGAGAUGGAGAAUGGCACAGAGCCAUUUGGAACAGAUGUGGACAGCUGUGAGAAGUGGCUCAGCUGUAAGAGUGAGUUCCUCCAGAGGUACCUCCACCAGGUCUUGUCUGAGCUGCCCAGCUGCCCCUGUGUGUACCCCUCUGAGGUGGCGUACACUGUGGUCAGUAUCUACGAUGAGACUCAUGGCCGGCAGUUCCGCUGGCGUGAUGCCAGUGGCCCCAAGGAGCGCCUGGACAUCUACAAACCAUCAGCACGUAACUGCAUCCGCUCAGCACUUUCUGGCGACUCAUCUACUCUCGCAGCACAGCACUGUUGUUACAGCGAUCAGGGGCGGCUGAUCACACGGGGGAAAGGCGCAGGCACGCCUAACCUGAUCAGCACCGAGUUCUCACCUGAGCUGCACUUCAAAGUGGAUGUGCUGCCUUGGAUCCUGUGCAAGGGAGACUGGAGUCGCUUCCAUGCAGUGCGGCCACCCAAUAAUGGCUUGAGCUGCCCAGAAAAUCCCCAUGAAGACGUGUUCAUGAAUGAACUGGAAGAGGCCAGGGAGUACUGAGGGACCACAGCCAAAUUUACCACUUCACUCACAGAGUCAGGAGGCCCAAUCCUAAUUUGAGAGGAGACUGUCUACCUUGAAAGUUAUAAAAUAUUACAUCUAAAACAUGUAUUAUGCAUUAACAUGUACUGACUCAAGGGAAAUGCACAGUUGUGAUUGGGAGAUUUGUGGGAAUGAUGGUACAGUGUGUCUGUCUCAAGUUAGGAUUUGGCAGAGUGUCCUGAUAUCAGGCUCGUCUGAACUGAAUUGCAAGAAUGGAAAAAAUGCGGCGUACUCCCAUUGCCUGCCAACCUGUUCUACAUCUGGCAUGACAUCAAGCUCACGCUCUCUUCAUAUUCAGUUCACUCUCCUGGGUGCGUGUAAGCGUGAUGUUUUACCUACUGGCUUUUUUGGUUUCCUGGAGUGCUUGUGAUUGACAAUAGCAAACCAUCCUGGCCAUGCUUCUUGUAGAUUUUACCUAAGGAAAUGUAUGAAUGUGGGCUGGUUAUAUUGAUUCAACAAACACACAUGCAUGAGAGGAGUCCAGCAGAUGAAUAUCCCAACUGUGCUGCUACAAUAUCAGAUCUUUCAGGUUUUACAUAUGGAAUUAAGGGUAAUAAGAAAACAGGACAUCAGAUGACCCAAAAGAUGCCAGAUGCAUUCGCAGUAAUGUACAUUUCAGACUGUCCUUUGGAACACUAAAAGUAGUAAUGUUUUAAGAAUUUGGGAUCUCAAUCAGAGAGGUAAUAUAAAAAGAUCUGAAACAUUCUGCUGUCGCUGUCGAGCUUGCUAGUGAGAAUUAUGAGAAUAGUCCUUAAUAAGUAAUUGUACGGGAACAGCACAUUUGAUUUCAAAUCUUUUGUCACACAGAUUGAUUUCAUGUGGUUCUUCACAUUUUCAUAGCCAGGAAGAUUUAUGAUCUGGGUGCCAAAGAGUUAACAAUCAGACUGUUGGUGCUUGUGUAAUUCCAGCCUCCUAAGUCUCUACAGUGCAAAUUUAAGUAAAAUUAAUUUCUACAGUGAGUAGAUAGUGCUCAUAGAUAUGUCCACACAACGUUCUCAGGGGGACUAACUGACCAUGAUAAACAAAUUUGUUCAUUUACCUCGACAGUGGAGCAUUAUUGGAACUAGUACAAAGUGUAUUGGGGUAAAAGAUUAGUAAAUGGAAUGGAUGCGUAAUCCAGAUUGGAACUGAUGAACAGAUAAUGCUUUCAGUAAGCAAAUGGAACCCUUAUAAUUGAAUAGGAGUUGCUGAUGAACUGUUGUGUGGUAAAAAGAUGUCAUUGCUGUCGAAAAUGUUGGCUUAGGGUCUUUGGGUUUAUGCACAGAACUUGAUUGGAUAGAAAGGACAUUCCAACUAAAUAAAUGUUCCUGAGAGGCGUCGUAGUUAGAUCCCUUAUCCUGGCUAAUGUAGAAUAUUGGUAAAAGCAACAUGGAAGUAGUCACCAACAAAAAAUAUUUCUUUCACUAUCAGGUUAAGUGCAAAGGACAGAAAAAGGCCGAUGUCUCUUAUUGAAAAAACAGUGGCAGAGAUCUUAAAUUUACUUUAAAUCUUAAAACUCCAGGAAUUGCCCCUUCUAUCCAGUCUAAUUCUGUGGAUGUUCGCUCCAAAUCUUUUUCAGGAAUUCUGUUUCCAGAUUUGUACAUGCAAACAGGCAUUUACAUUUUGGAAUCACUGAUUUUAAAGGAAGGCACUUUAUUUAAGGUAUAUAUAUGUGUGUGUGUGUGUGUAUAUAUAUAUAUACACACACACACACACACAUAUCAAAAUGUACUCAUGUUUGCCAUUUGUUGAUGAUAGUGUUAUAGUGAAGGGAAACUUGCCAGAAAUGCUGCAUUGUUCUAUGAAGGUGCAUAUAUCAAGUGUUCUGUUGAGGAAAGCAUGAUCUUUUUGUGAUUUCUGAAUCUAGUAUUACAUAUAUGGUGUUGUACAGUAUUUAUUUGUCUGUUCUCUUUUUUUAAAGUUUGCUGAAGCUUUGAAAUGUCUACUCAACAUGGUGCACUAAUCGGACUGAGAAAUGAAGGCACCCAUUAUCAAAAGGGAAACCACUUGCCCUCAUAACCUCAUCUCACUUCAUACAGCAUCGUCAAAUGUGUCUGUGUUUCAUUUUAUUUUGUACUGCAGUGCUCUAUGAAUAUGUUGUUGCAUUUAUGCUGAAGAAAUAUAUAAAGACCUUGCAUUCAUCAUCUGA
Molecule: messenger RNA, 4531 nt
Organism: Scatophagus argus
Lineage: Eukaryota; Metazoa; Chordata; Actinopteri; Scatophagidae
Gene: ism2b
Product: isthmin 2b
Exons: 7
Coding region: 946-2361 (471 amino acids)
Source: RefSeq, a predicted model, not a curated record